UUGGAGAUAAAACAUCUCUUUCUUUACAUAACUCCCCUUCAGAUGAGUCCAGUCAGUCGUAGUUCACUUUGUAAAGACAAUCAGUUUAAAGAGAUAAAGCGGAACAAAGAGGCCAGGCACAUCCGCAUUGAGACCAGCGUUUGAUCAGGAAGUUAAUCUUUAUAAUCGCUCUACAUUAUCCAGUUUUUUCAUAUGGUUUUUAUCCAAUAUUUUUUUCCAGCGCAGAAUGUCAGCAGGCCCUUUUUGCUGACUUGUCUCACUUUUCUUGUUUUUUUGUGAGUGGGGUAAAGACGCCUUGUCCACAGGACUGAGAUUGCUGUCACGCCUUUCCACAGACUAGGAGGCAGGUUCACACUGGAUGUAAAUAUACAGUUUUUAUUUAUGCUUGGCAGCCAUGGGAACUGAAAGCGAACACAUUUUUCCACAUUUUAAAUUUGCAGUAAAUAGAAUUUAUAUCUCUUAAUCAUUACUUUUUUUUUUUUUUUUUUUAUCAAAUCUUACUUUUUUUUUUUCUUUUUGUCCAUAUAUAUAUAUUUUUUCCAAACCAAGGGACUUGUUUCACAGCUUUGUUGGAUUGACUCUCCAAGCAGUAAUGGCCACAGCUCGGCUUGAUUACGUGGCUCCGUGGUGGACAUACUGGCUGCACAAUUUCCCACACUUCAAUUUUCUUUUCCAGUCGGUCGACAACACUUUCAGACCGGAGGAGGCAAACUAUCAGCAGUCUCUAAUAUUUCUGGCUUGUGUUGGUGCCAUUGGCCUCGGCCUGAGCCUCCUUGCCCUGACCCUGUACUUGGUAUGUUUAUGCUGCUGCCGACGGAGCCUGGAUGAAGGAACCAAACGGCCCGAUACCUGUUGUGUCACAUGGGUGGCGGUAAUCACAGGUCUCAUAAUAUGUUCUGCUGUAGGAGUGGGUUUCUAUGGGAACAGCGAGACCAAUGAUGGCAUCUACCAGCUGACCUACUCCCUCUACAAUGCCAAUCACACUCUGGAUGGUAUCAACAGUCUGGUUGCUGGAACUCAAAGCAAUGUGAAAACUGGACUUAAACAACACCUAGAAAGGCUGGAUGAGAUUUUUGCUUCAAGGACUGAUUACCUCCAGGCCCUGCGCUUCCUUCAGCUAAUGGCUAACAACAUCAUUCGUGAGCUGACGGCUCUGCCAGAUAUCAACAGAACCAAGAUUGACUUGGCAGCCAUUGCCGACCAGACUGCUUUCAUUGAGUAUUACAGGUGA
Molecule: messenger RNA, 1231 nt
Organism: Cyprinodon variegatus (sheepshead minnow)
Lineage: Eukaryota; Metazoa; Chordata; Actinopteri; Cyprinodontiformes; Cyprinodontidae
Product: protein tweety homolog 2-like
Exons: 4
Coding region: 593-1231 (212 amino acids)
Cellular component (GO): plasma membrane
Molecular function (GO): volume-sensitive chloride channel activity; intracellularly calcium-gated chloride channel activity
Source: RefSeq, a predicted model, not a curated record